UCUUGGAGAGGUGGAGGUGGACGCCCCGUGCCGGGUUCGAGCCGGAGCGCGCGUCUUGAGGGGCGGUUGGAGACUGGCAUGGCCCCCAGAGGGCUGGUCCUGGGGCUGCCUCUGCUGCUUCUCCAGGUGGUGCUGAUGCUCCAGACGCCCGCUCUGUCCUCCUCUGACUAUCAAUACUUUGGGGAGCACAGCACAGGGGACACGUGGGAGCAGCUGCGCCUGCAGAGGCAGGACAAAGAAGUGCUGGACUCCAUCCUCGGUCCCUGGGGACCUUGGCACUGUCACUGCGGCCUGGGCAAGCAAGAGCGCAGCCGCGAGGUGCAGGGCAGCGCCCCGGGCCCAGUGUUCCUACAGCUGGAGGAGCUCGUUCAGGUGCGGCCUUGCCGGAUUCGGGACUGCCUCAACUGCGAACCGAGCGACUGUGACUGGCAGCCCUGAGUUGGGGGUGUGCAGCGCUCCUGGGACCCCCGCCCC
Suncus etruscus (white-toothed pygmy shrew) is the source of this 474-nucleotide messenger RNA. RefSeq names its product thrombospondin type 1 domain containing 8 (gene THSD8). Bases 79 to 438 code for a protein of 119 amino acids. The record is from RefSeq and is a predicted model, not a curated record. Lineage: Eukaryota; Metazoa; Chordata; Mammalia; Eulipotyphla; Soricidae. The transcript is spliced from 3 exons.